Messenger RNA from Limanda limanda (common dab), 2784 nucleotides. RefSeq names its product unc-5 netrin receptor B (gene unc5b). Gene Ontology annotation, cellular component: membrane. Lineage: Eukaryota; Metazoa; Chordata; Actinopteri; Pleuronectiformes; Pleuronectidae. Gene Ontology annotation, biological process: anterior/posterior axon guidance; netrin-activated signaling pathway. Gene Ontology annotation, molecular function: netrin receptor activity; protein binding. The coding region runs from base 1 to 2784 and encodes 927 amino acids. The transcript has 17 exons. The record is from RefSeq and is a predicted model, not a curated record.
AUGUGCGAUCAACAGGACCCGUCCACGGAAGAAAGCAGCGACUACAGCGAGGCCGAGGUGCUGCCCGACUCCUUCCCGUCGGCGCCGGCCGAGCCUCUCCCAGAAUUCCUGCUGGAGCCAGAAGAUGCUUUUAUUGUGAAGAACCGGCCGGUGCAGCUGCGGUGCCGGGCGUCGCCGGCCACGCAGAUCUACUUCAAGUGCAACGGGGAAUGGGUCAAUCAGAACGAUCACGUCACCAGGGAGAACCUGGACCAGGUCACAGGACUGGUGGUGAGGGAAGUGGACAUCUCUGUGUCGAGGACCCAGGUGGAGGAGCUGUUUGGGCUGGAGGACUACUGGUGCCAGUGUGUGGCCUGGAGCUCGGCUGGCACCACCAAGAGCAACCGUGCCUAUGUUCGCAUUGCCUAUCUUAGGAAGAACUUUGAGCAGGAGCCACUGGGGCGGGAGGUGCGGCUGGAGCAGGAGGUGCUGCUGCAGUGUCGCCCCCCGGAGGGCAUGCCAGCUGCUGAGGUGGACUGGUUGAAGAACGAGGACGUCAUUGACACGUCACAGGACUCCAACUUCCUGAUCACCAUCGACCAUGGGCUGAUCAUAAAACAGGCCAGACUCUCCGACACGGCAAACUACACGUGCGUGGCUCGUAACGUGGGAGCCAGAAGACGCAGCAGUACGGCGACUCUCAUCGUUUACGUGAGUGGAGGUUGGUCUUCUUGGACUGAAUGGUCAGAGUGCAAUGCUCAGUGUGGGCGGGGCUGGCAGCGACGGACACGCAGCUGCACCAAUCCUGCUCCUCUGAACGGUGGAGCCUUCUGCGAGGGCCCGCCCUUCCAGAGGGUGACCUGCACCACACUGUGUCCAGUGGAUGGAGGCUGGACAGAGUGGGCAAAGUGGUCUGCCUGUGGUACAGAGUGCACCCACUGGCGCAGCCGCGAGUGCCAAGCCCCCCCUCCCAGGAACGGAGGAAAGCACUGCAGCGGCAGCAUGAUGGAGAGCAAAAACUGCACUGAGGGGCUGUGUACACGUAAUAAAAAGAUUUCUGUUGAACAUGCAACCCAUCCGCUAGCUCCAGGUAUGGGUGUAGCAGUUUACGCUGGUCUGGUGGUGGCCCUGUUGUUGUGCGUGAUCCUGGCGCUGUGCGUGGGAGGGCUCGCUUAUCGCCGAAGACGGCGCCAUCUCCACGGAGACAUCACGGAUUCCUCGUCCGCCCUCACCAGCGCUUUCCACCCAGGCAACUACAAGCCUCCCAGACAAGAUAACCUUCACCAUCUGCAUCCCUCGGCUCCUCCGGAUCUGACAGCCACAGCAGGGACUUUCCGUGGGCCGCUCUUCUCCUUGCAGCACGUGGUCAACGACAGCCCCCACAAGAUCCCUAUGACCAACUCGCCCCUGCUGGACCCCCUGCCCAGUCUCAAAAUCAAGGUGUACAACUCCUCCACGCUCUCCUCCAUGGAGCUGCCCGCCGACAUGGUCAUCAGCGACGGGGAGAUCCUCAGCCUGAAGUCGGUGGGCACUGUGGGUCGAGAGCGGGACUACCACAGUCACACGCUGUCCAGAGAGCCCGGGCUGAGCACCAGCGCCACCAUGGGUAACCUGGGAGGACGUCUCACCAUCCCCAACACAGGUGUGAGUCUGCUGGUCCCCCCCGGCACAAUCCCCCAGGGCAAGUUCUACGAGAUGUACCUCAUUAUCAACAAGUGGGACAAAACAACGCUUCCCUCAGAGGGCAGUCAGACUGUCCUGAGUCCUGUGGUGAGCUGCGGUCCGUCCGGCAUGCUGCUGAACCGUCCUGUGGUCCUCACGUUGCCCCACUGUGCUCAGCUAGACACGCCCACACCCGACUGGACCCUCACUCUGAAGACGCAGACGCACCAGGGGGCGUGGGAGGAGGUGCUGACGGUGGGCGAAGAGACUUUGUCGUCUCCUUGCUACCUGCAACUGGAGGAGGAGUGUUGUCACGUGCUCAUGGAGCAGCUGGGGACGUACGGCCUGGUGGGUCAGUCCUGUCCUCCACAGCCCGCCUGCAAACGCCUGCAGCUGGCCCUGUUCGCCCCCCGAGCACCGUGCCUCUCGCUGGACUACAGCCUCAGGAUCUACUGCAUCCAUGAAACCCCACAUGCCCUCAAGGAGGUGCUGGAUUUGGAAAGGAGUCUGGGGGGAGUUCUGCUGGAGGAUCCCAAGCCGCUGCUCUUCAAAGACAGCUACCACAACCUGCGCCUGUCCAUCCACGACAUUCCCCACACCCACUGGAGGAGCAAACUACUGGCCAAGUACCAGGAGAUCCCAUUCUAUCACAUUUGGAGCGGCAGUCAGAGACCUCUGCACUGCACCUUCAGCCUGGAGAGAGGCAGCCUGGCCGUGUCGCAGCUCGCCUGUAAGAUCUGCGUCCGACAGGUGGAAGGGGAGGGACAGAUAUUCCAGCUGCAUACAGACAUCCAGGAGACUUUACCACCGCACUCGCCCCUCCCCUCAGGAGGCACCUGCCUGCCUUCCUCUCAAGUGGGACCCUAUGCCUUUCGCUUGCCUGACUCCAUCCGCCAGAAGAUCUGUGCCAGUUUGGAUGCACCCAGCGCUCGCGGGUGUGACUGGAGGCUACUGGCACGCAGUCUGGGCUUUGACAGGUACUUGAACUACUUUGCAACAAAACCCAGCCCCACAGGUGUUCUACUGGACUUAUGGGAAGCCUGUCACCAAGGUGACGCAGACUUGGUCUCUCUGGCGACUGCGCUGGAGGAAAUGGGCAAAAGUGAAGUGCUAGUUGUCAUGACAACAGAUGGGGAUUGUUGA